This is a messenger RNA of Naegleria gruberi, 1011 nucleotides long. RefSeq lists its product as uncharacterized. Gene Ontology annotation, biological process: peptidyl-threonine phosphorylation; peptidyl-serine phosphorylation. Gene Ontology annotation, molecular function: protein tyrosine kinase activity; ATP binding; protein serine/threonine kinase activity. The annotation marks the transcript as partial. The transcript is spliced from 3 exons. Lineage: Eukaryota; Heterolobosea; Eutetramitea; Acrasida; Naegleriidae. The record is from RefSeq and is a predicted model, not a curated record. Gene Ontology annotation, cellular component: cytoplasm.
GAAACUAUUUAUCUUCCAAUUAUAAGAGAAACAUUUAAAACUGGAUUCGAAGAAACAAAUGAAUUCAAAAUUGAAGUUGAUUCAAUUAUUGCUGAAAGAUAUCAAGUUGUUGAAUAUCUAGGAAGUGCAACUUUUAGCAGAGCAAUUCAAUGUUUGGAUUUAAGAACCAAUCAAAACGUUUGCAUUAAGAUUAUUAAGAAUGAUAAGGAUUUCUUUGAUCAAAGUUUAGAUGAAAUCAAAUUACUAAGAUUUAUUAAUAGUAUGGGUGAUCCAGAUGCUUUCCAUGUUAUCAAGUUACAUGACUUUUUCUAUUAUAAGGAACAUCUGUUCAUUGUUUGUGAAUUGUUAAGAGAUAACUUGUAUGAAUUUUAUGUUUACAAUAGAGAUAGUGGUGAUGAAUUGUAUUUUAAUCUUCCAAGACUUCAAAAAGUUACUCAACAAUUAUUAACUGCAUUACAAUUUGUUCAUUCACUUAAUUUGAUUCAUUGUGAUUUGAAACCUGAAAAUAUAUUAAUCAAAUCCUAUAGUAGAUGUCAAGUUAAGAUUAUUGAUUUUGGUUCAUCAUGUUUCAAAUGGGAUAAUUUACCAUUAUAUGCUCAAUCAAGAACAUAUAGAGCACCUGAAGUUGUCAUUGGAAGUGAUUAUGAUGAAAAGAUUGAUAUUUGGUCUAUUGGUUGUAUUUUAGCUGAAUUGUUUACAGGCAAAGUAUUGUUUUACAAUCAUUCGAUACAGACAAUGUUAGCCAAGAUAUUAUCUUUAUGUGGACCAUUCAAAUUACAUCAAUUACAAAGAGGAAGAUUUGUUAAAGACUUUUUCAAAAAGGUUAAAAUUAAUGGAAGAACUGAAUAUGAAUUAUUGAUACCAGAUUAUAAUCAAGAUAUUCGAGAAAAAUUAGAUAAUUGUCAAGAUGAAGAAUUUGUAGAUUUUAUAAGACAAUGUUUACAAAUUGAUCCUCUAGAUAGAUUGGAUGUACGACAAGCAUUAAAACAUCCAUGGAUGAAUAAGAAAUAU